AUGUCAACUCCAAGUAAGCGACAGAUCAUGCGCGAUAUGAAGCGACUUAUCGAUGAGCCUCUUGAUAUGAUUAUGGCCGCUCCAAGUAAAACUGAUAUUAUGGACUGGCGAGCUAUUAUUUUUGGCCCACAAGAUACUCCAUUUGAAGAUGGCGUUUUUGAAUUAAAGAUAAGAUUUACUGAACAAUAUCCACAACAUCCUCCAGAAGUUAUCUUUAUCUCUGAAAUGUUCCAUCCUAACAUCUACAAAAACGGAGAACUAUGUUUGGACAUUCUUAAAAACAAAUGGAAUCCAACUUAUGGCGUUGGUUUAGUCUUGCUUUGUAUUCAGUCUUUGCUAAAUGAUCCCAAUACUGAAUCACCAGCCAAUUCCGAGGCUUCUGAACUGUAUCUAAAAAACAGACCAGAAUAUAUCAAUCGAGUCAUGGCUACAGUUGAGAAGUCUUGGCGACAACCAGUUGGACACUCCUAG
Molecule: messenger RNA, 471 nt
Organism: Nematocida homosporus
Lineage: Eukaryota; Fungi; Microsporidia
Product: ubiquitin-conjugating enzyme E2 A
Exons: 1
Coding region: 1-471 (156 amino acids)
Biological process (GO): protein polyubiquitination; proteasome-mediated ubiquitin-dependent protein catabolic process; DNA repair
Cellular component (GO): HULC complex
Molecular function (GO): ubiquitin conjugating enzyme activity
Source: RefSeq, a predicted model, not a curated record